AUGAGCCAUCAGAUCGUAGAUGUCUCCGUUGCCAUAUCCUUCGUCAUUAUCACAUCGGUAUUCGCUGUCAGUCUUGGAGUGGCUGCCAACAUUAUCUCGAUUUUCCGGAAAAAAUCAAGCAUCGCAACUGGCAUUGAGAACAGAGCCCUCAGUGAUCAUCGUGGAGCAUCGGAUGCCUACUUUAUCCAGCUUACCCGAUCAUGGAAAGUGUCUCCAAAGCCGGAACGGCCAGCUUGA
Haemonchus placei is the source of this 237-nucleotide messenger RNA. Lineage: Eukaryota; Metazoa; Nematoda; Chromadorea; Rhabditida; Trichostrongylidae. The record is from the annotation of a GenBank genome assembly.